Messenger RNA from Ectocarpus siliculosus, 1204 nucleotides. The record is from the annotation of a GenBank genome assembly. NCBI's taxonomy places the organism in Eukaryota, Phaeophyceae, Ectocarpales, Ectocarpaceae.
AUGGUAGUAGGAGGAUGGCAGAGAGACGGUGGUGUGGACUGGAAGACGCUGGCCUGGGAGGGUGGGCUAUGUAGACGGAAACGAUUCGAGCCGUCGGCCACGAGCGAUCCGCUGAUCGCGGUGUGCGCCGGAAGCACCACGCGCGGGGUGCCCUUCCCGGACGAGCACUCUCUCGCCCUCUUCCGCUUCCUGCUGCCCUCCCUGGCGCGGACGGCGGACUGCGGGUUCCGGUACCUGGCGGUCGUGGGUUACGACGUCGGCGACGGUUUCUUCGACGGGGCCGCUGGAAAGGCCAAGGUGGCCAGGCCGGCGGCGCUGCGAGGCCUGAGCAUAGAGCUGGAGCUCGUCAGGGUCGAGAACGCCAUCCAGAAGCCCGGCCCUGUGUUCACGGCGGUGACAAAGGCGGCGUACGAUCGUGGUGCGAACUACAUCUAUCGCGUAAACGACGACUCGGAGAUGCACACCCCUUGGGCUCGGUCCUUCGUGAACGCUAUCGAGGCGAUGGGACCCCCGUACGGCGUGGUCGGCCCGGAGUCUUUGAACAAGAACAUCCUGGUGCACGACUUCACGCAUCGGCUGCACAUGGACAUCUUCGACCAGCAGUACUACCCUCCCUCCCUCACUGAUUGGUAUGUGGACGACUGGAUUUCCCGCGUCUACGGGAACUCUCGCACGAUACGGGCAAAGAACUGCAGGGUGGAGCACCACACAGGGGCACACGGGCAGCGCUACAACGCGGACACGAGCAAGGCGAGCAGCGUGGACGGCCUCGUCCUUGUCGGCGCCAGGAAGAUCUCGGCCUGGGCCAACGGGAACGGGGCGGAAGCCGCGGCGCGGGAGAUACUGUCGGAGAAGCUGGACGGGAAGUCUGCGACCAAGGCUAGGGCUCGAGAAAUACCUUAGCUUUUACAUUACUGAACAAAAACUCGGGGUGCGUUGUUGAUCUUGUUGAGAAAUUCUACGCAGAAUUUGAAAACGUACAUUGGUGUUUCAAUUUUUAGAAAUUCUACACAGAAAAGAAUGACUACCCGUUUUGAGAUAGUACAGCAGGGCCACAGCAGCACUGGAACGGGGUGUGUGCGUUGAAUGAAGUGAAUGAAGUCUUUGUAGUGAGUCGGGGAGGAAAAGGUCGUGUUUUUCUUGUUGUGGAAAGCUUACGGCAUGUGUGCAGCAGUAGAUGCCACCACCACCGUUGUCAGUUGUU